CAAUGCUCCGCAUAGGCGUGUCCUAGCACUUCUUGUCCAGAUGACGAGAUCUUAAUUGAACCCCUACCUGGAUGGCGGCUGGAGAUGGCUCGCCUGAGUCAGGCGACGACGAGAAGCCACAAAGCGAGACCAGAUCGCCCCAAAAGCCCUCGAAACCAGAGUCGACCGCGGAUGAAUCUGAGGACGACGAGGACGAAGAUGAGGAGGAAGAAGAGCCAAGGUUAAAAUAUGCGACUCUGACGAAGAAUGUCAGCCCGAUAUACCGCAAUGGCGACGCUACGAGUACGUUCCUGGUGGCUGGGGACAAAAUGGCAAGUAGAGCACAUAGACUCAGACGACCAAGAGCAUUUUCUGAUACUCGUGCUCUCUAGAUCGUUGGCACUCACAAUGGAAACAUUGCAUGGCACUCUCUCCCCUGUUCGAACGCCAGCUGACAUCGACAGCACGUUUUCUCAUUGCCGUCCUUCAAUCCACUACGAGUAUACCAUGCGCAUACAGCAAGCAUAUCUGCGAUCUCGAUAUCUCCUCUCAUUCCUCCUAUAUCAAUCUUGCGACCCGAGCCUCCUCCGAAACCAACGCUGGAGCCUGCACUGUCCAGGAGCAGGUCCCCCACGGGCUCUCCUGCUGGGAAAGGAAAGCAGCAAUCACAACUACCACCUGUGCCGAAUACACCUUCGAAUCAGAUCUACAUAGCCACUUCCUCUAUCGACGGCAACGUCUGUAUCGCUUCGCUAGUCGACCCUCGAGAUGUCCAGCUACGGAACUUUGGAAGACCUGUGCAGAGUGUGGCCCUUUCGCCCGAAUAUAAAUCAGAGCGGAACUACUUGUCUGGAGGGCAAGCUGGAAGCUUGAUCUUGACGACGGGUGGACAGGCUGGCAAGAGUGCGAAUGCGACCACAACCGGUACAGCUGCGGCGGCCUCAGGUUGGCUUGGAUCGCUAGGCUUGGGUGCCAAUACCGGAACGGACAAAGUCUUGCAUAGUGGAGAAGGCAUCAUCAGCACUAUCAAGUGGUCACUGUCCGGGAAAUAUGUCCUCUGGGUAAACGAGCAAGGCAUCAAGAUUAUGAGGUCUAACUUGAAGCUAGAAAGCGGUGAAUCAGGCCUGGAAUGGAAACGAAUGAGCCACAUUGAUAGGCCGAGCCGGCCGGGUUGGGAAGACAUGGCCGGAGUAUGGAAAGCACGUGCUGAAUGGAUCGAUCGAGACAAUCUAGAAGCUGAAGAAGAUAAUCCUGCCAGCGGUGCUGUUCCCCCGGCCGCCAAUGGAGCACCUUCGCAACCAGGCCAUAAGAAGGCCAAAGUGGAAGAAGCCUUGAUUGGGUGGGGUGAUUCAGCUUGGCUGAUCAAGGUCUAUCCUGGAUCUUCUGAGAGUGAUGCUGAGCACAAGAUUGGACGCGCAGAAGUCGCUACGAUUAUACGAUUUGAUGACUGUACUAUAUCUGGAAUUUCGCUAUAUACCCCGAGUCUGCUUUUGGUACUAGCAUAUAUGGAGAAAAAGGGCUCCGGCUCGUCUCAGGGGAACGGAGAAGGUAAAAAAGGCCGCCGUGCACGGCACAAUGCAUUGGAACCGGAGUUACGCCUAAUCAAUGUUAAUACGAAAGAGGAAGUCGACACGGAUACUCUCACAGUGAGCAGAUACGAAACUCUUUCAGCUUCAGAUUACCACUUGGGCGUUCUCCCGCCAGUACGUAUACCGGCUGCCAUGGCCCAGAAAGGAUAUCUUGGGACGCUCGGCUCGGGUAUGACUACAGUCGGUUCCAGUCUCUACACUGGUGUUGAGACUGUUGGGCAAGGUAUGUGGGAUGCGACAAUGUACGGACCACGGAUGCUAGGUGCGAAUCGGAUCUUCAGUGGCGCAGAGAGUAUCAGAAGUGGCACGACUGGUCCUGAACGUGGAAGCACGAGGGAGAGGAACUACCUUACCAGCUGGAUUCCGGGAUUCGGCUCAGCCGACGGCCAUUACGACAGUGGGACGCAAAUGGCGACUGCACAUGGCAUGAAGAUAUUUAUUUUCAGCCCGUAUGACUGCAUUGCCGCAGUGAGACGCAAUCUCAGUGACCGCGUGCAGUGGCUCAUCAGUGUCAAACGCUAUAAGGAAGCUUGGGAACUGAUCGACCUACAUCCCGAAGCCGCUGGAUCAUCCCCCGAGUCUCCUGAAGCUGGAACUCCACCAAUUCCAUCAAAAGCGAGCUCGAUAGCAAGGUCCGCCACUGGGACUCUCUCGAGCCCUGACAAGAUUCGCCAGCAAGCGACGUUGGCUGAGUUCUUCGCUGACUCCACCUCCAUUACCAGCUCAGCUCAAGAAAAACCCAAAAACAAGUUUUCUGCUGCGGAAAAGGAGAAGCGCAGAAUUGGCGAGCUCUGGCUGAAACAACUGGCGGAUGCCAACCAUUGGGCCGAGGCUGGCGAGGUCACUGCGAAGGUGCUCAACACGACGACUCGGUGGGAGCACUGGAUUUGGCUGUUCAUCAAGAAGCAGAAGUUUGACGAAAUAUCGCCGUAUGUGCCGACCCUUGAGUUAACUCCUCCUUUGCCAUCGUCAAUCUAUGAGAUGAUUCUGGGCUAUUAUGUGGAAACAGACCGAGCGCGAUUCAAAGAACUGCUUGAUUUGUGGCCCUCUGAUUUAUUCGAGAUCAGCAGUAUCACCACAGCGAUUGAAGAACAAUUUCGUGCCGGUACCAUUCCAAAAGACUCGGAAGACUGGCGGCUGCUCCAAGAAGGCCUGGCCAAGCUGUUCCUUGCUGAAGGGCAUUACAAUGAGGCAUUGAAGUGCUACGUCCGUCUCCAAGAUGCCGACGCAGCUUUGUCACUUAUCAAAGACCAUCAUCUUGUCGAAGCUAUCGGCGACGACAUCCCGAGUUUCGUCAUGCUCCGGGUAUCGCCCAGUCAAUUGAAGUCUGCCUCGGUAAACGAACUGGACGACUUAUCUUCUGAUCCAAUCCAGUUGCUCGUGGACGAAGCCACAGCUGGGGCUGUCGAGGCUGACGAAGUUGUAUCGCAACUCGAUACUACCACUUUCAAACCCUUUCUGUACUUCUACCUCCGAGCACUAUGGCGGGGUGAAGGCACAGAGAGUACGGCUAAGGGCCCUCGUGUUGGUCACUCAGCUCUUGCCACUUCACUCGUGGCAGAUGCAGGCAAACAGCUCGUGGAACAAUUUGCAGACACUGCUGUCGAGCUUUUCGCCGAGUACGACCGUCCGCUGCUCGUGGAAUUUCUGCAAGCAUCUACAGCAUAUACAUUCGAAAUUGCGGUCAAGGUAUGCGAGAAGAAGCACUUCAUCGAAGAGCUAGUAUACCUAUUGAGCAAGACGGGCCAAAUGAAAAAGGCGCUUUUCCUGAUCAUCGAUGAACUGAAGGAUGCGAGUAAAGCAAUCGCCUUCGCGAAGGAGCAGGACGACAAAGGCCUCUGGAAUGACUUGCUUGAGUACAGCAUGUCACGCCCACGGUUCAUCUCGGAGUUGUUGGCUGAGGUUGGGACGGCUAUCGAUCCGAUCACGCUGGUCAAACGGAUACCUUCCGGCCUUGAGGUGGAAGGUCUGAAGGACGGGCUGAGGAAGAUGCUUCGCGAGUACGAUCUGCAGGAUAGCAUCAGCUCCGGCGUGGCGAGGGUGUUGAGCAGUGAGGUUGCCGUCGGGAUGGAGACUCUCAGGAGGGGCAGGCGGAGAGGGAUCAAGUUCGCAGUUCGCCCGCCGCAUCACAAGACGCAUGUAGUGCGCGAGGCGGACAAUGUUGGAGAGGAAGAGAAGACUGAGGCCGUGACCGAGACCGAGAGGGAAGUUGAGCCAGGCCACUGCGCAUCGUGUCAAAAGUCAUUCAUCCAGGAUGAGAAAGAGACGCUGAUCGGGUUUGCAUGUGGGCAUGUGUAUCAUGUUUCGCACCUGCUUCAUGGUCCGGACGCGGAAGGCGAUGAGGCUCUAUUGCCGGACAGUGCAGCGAGGAAGGAUCGAGAAGAUGAAGGCACGAUAGAUGAAUUCAGAUUCUCGAGGAGUGUAGGUCCAAAGGUCACGAAUGCGCGGUUGCUGAAGGACAAGAUCCAGGCCGUGGGCGGGUGUGGGAUAUGUCGGGAGUCAAGGCAGCGAGUGGAGGCUGUGAGUGGAUGAGGGUGAGGGUAUUGUAAAGUAAGUAGACAAUGAAUACAUGCGGAAUGA
This is a messenger RNA of Exophiala xenobiotica, 4148 nucleotides long. RefSeq lists its product as hypothetical. Lineage: Eukaryota; Fungi; Ascomycota; Eurotiomycetes; Chaetothyriales; Herpotrichiellaceae. The record is from RefSeq and is a predicted model, not a curated record. Gene Ontology annotation, biological process: macroautophagy; endosomal vesicle fusion; vesicle-mediated transport. The transcript has 2 exons. Gene Ontology annotation, molecular function: protein binding. The coding region runs from base 1065 to 4100 and encodes 1011 amino acids. Gene Ontology annotation, cellular component: late endosome; HOPS complex.